CUAUGGAUCGUUUCGGUGCGGUGACGUGGUGGGGAUUCAGUCCUGCAUUACAUCUGCUGGACGAAGGUUUGUUGGAGAAAGCUCGACUGGAAGAGAAAGGAGAAGAUGAAGCGCUCAACAUACUGCUCAUUGGGAUGGGAGACAUUCGACAUAUUAUCAAGACUCUUGCCCUAAGCCACAGACACAGAAAACCUAAGUUGAAGUUCUAUAUCAUUGAAAACAGUUUAGAAGUGAUUGCUAGACACAUGCUGUUACUGGCUGUGGUAUUUGAACAGCCAGACCAACUUGGACUGCAAGAAAAGGCGGAGCUGUUUCUUGAGUUGUAUGGAAACUCUCUGAUUCGUCAGCAGACAUUCGAUUACCUCCGAACAAAAUGUGAUCAAUUUAUCAAGUUUGUGACGGAUCUCGAUUACAUGUCACAGCAAUUUAGCAUUUUAGAUCUGUCUCAACUGAAGUUCAAGGAGAGAGACCUGCUUGAAGGAGUGUUCAAGUUCUGGCGUAAUCAAGACCACAAAACGUUUCCUAUUGUUGAAAUGUGGGAGCAGAGAUUGAGACAUAGUCUUAAAACUCGUUAUGACUCUAGGAUGGGAGUGUUUGACUGGGAUUACAGUAUGAGAUUGCAUGACAAAACGAGCAUUGUUUAUAGUCGAGAGUACAAGAAAUGGAGAGAGACCGGUGUUGCAUUUGCAUUUCGAGAAGGUGGCUAUACUGUCCCAAAUCGAUCACUUGCAUCGGGCCUUCUUAUCAACAAGGGUGGAGAGAAGGUUGCUCAGAGAGGUUACUGGGGAGAUAUGGUGAAUAGUCCAUAUAUUGCACUUGGUAUUGAAUCAGAGAAUGAGGAAUUGGUCAAGAAAGUUAACGACAGACACGUGAAGACGUCUGCUGAAGUGGCACUGUAUAACGUGACAGCAUACAUUCAUGAACUCCUGACCGGAAUGAGAUACACAGCAGGAGAUGUGGUGAAAGAGACAAAAAUGCCUAGUCGACCUAUAAUUGAAGAAUUAGAUGAAGAUGUGAAUGCUUCUGAAGCGUUAUCUUCUGUUGAAGCUACCAGUACUCUUGGGCAGAGUGAAAAGACAAAAUCAAUGUCUGCUACUGAUACAGAAUUUCUCCGCCCAGUUGAUGUCACGGUCACUUUUCUUCCGAUCAAUUCAGCACAAGAACUUCAUCGAAAAGGCAAGUUUCACAAGGCAUUUGACCUUGUUUACUUGUCCAACAGCAUGGUUCAUAACCUUACAGAAGAAUUGCAAGCAAUCUUUGCUCCUGGGGCGUCUGUUGUCAUAGAAACUGUGAAAUUUAUGCUCGAGCUCAAGAAAGAAAUGAGUGAAGAAUACGUAAAGAAGGUGACAGGAAUGGCUCACAAAGCUGGAUGCAAGAUCAUGAAACCUUGUGAUGGUCUAAAGGAUGCUUAUAUGAUUUUCAAGUAUGAACACUGAUACCAUAUACAUACAUAGUACAUACAGUAUAUUGUAUAUUGCACAUAGUAGGUACAAUGUUCUAAAAUGCUUUUCUCAGUUACGAUACAGGUUUUGAAUGAUUUUGAGGAUCUUGCUUGUGCCUAUAAUCCAAACAUGGUUAUCGACAUAUUUGGCCAAUCAACUUGAUAGGCACCAAACAAGUAAGCUGAGUGAUUAGCUUCCAGACUUUGGGCCACUAAACAUCGCAUCACGUGAU
Molecule: messenger RNA, 1674 nt
Organism: Corticium candelabrum
Lineage: Eukaryota; Metazoa; Porifera; Homoscleromorpha; Homosclerophorida; Plakinidae
Product: dynein axonemal assembly factor 3-like
Exons: 15
Coding region: 3-1436 (477 amino acids)
Biological process (GO): axonemal dynein complex assembly; motile cilium assembly
Source: RefSeq, a predicted model, not a curated record